UCCGCCGGCGGCCGCACCUGCUCCGGCCAUGAUGAGCUUCAGCGGCGCGGACGCGCUGCUGGGCGCCCCGUUCGGGCCGCUUCAUGGAGGCGGCAGCCUGCACUACGCGCUGUCCCGCAAGGGCGGCGCGGGCGGAAUGCGCUCCGCUGCCGGCUCGUCUAGCGGCUUCCACUCGUGGGCGCGGACAUCCGUGAGCUCCGUGUCCGCCUCACCCGCACGCUUCCGCGGCGCCGGAGCCUCAAGCACCGACUCUCUAGACACGCUGAGCAACGGACCGGAGGGCUGCGUGGUGGUGGCCCGCAGCGAGAAGGAGCAGCUGCAGGCGCUGAACGACCGCUUCGCCGGCUACAUCGACAAGGUGCGGCAGCUCGAAGCUCACAACCGCAGCCUGGAGGGCGAGGCGGCGGCGCUGCGGCAGCAGCAGGCAGGCCGCUCCGCCAUGGGCGAGCUGUACGAGCGCGAGGUGCGCGAGAUGCGCGGCGCCGUGUUGCGCCUGGGCGCGGCGCGCGGCCAGCUGCGCCUGGAGCAAGAGCACCUGCUGGAGGACAUCGCGCACGUGCGCCAGCGCCUAGACGACGAGGCCCGGCAGCGCGAAGAGGCUGAGGCGGCGGCGCGCGCACUCGCGCGCUUUGCGCAGGAGGCCGAGGCGGCGCGCGUCGAGCUGCAGAAGAAGGCGCAAGCGCUGCAGGAGGAGUGCGGCUACCUGCGGCGUCACCACCAGGAGGAGGUGGGCGAGCUGCUCGGCCAGAUCCAGGGCUCCAGCGCCGCGCAGGCGCAGGCGCAGGCCGAAGCGCGCGACGCCCUCAAGUGCGACGUGACGUCGGCACUGCGCGAGAUCCGCGCGCAGCUCGAAGGCCACGCGGUGCAGAGCACGCUGCAGUCCGAGGAGUGGUUCCGAGUGAGGCUGGACCGACUGUCCGAGGCAGCCAAGGUGAACACAGACGCCAUGCGCACAGCACAGGAGGAGAUAACUGAGUACCGGCGCCAGCUGCAGGCCAGGACCACAGAGCUAGAGGCACUCAAAGGCACCAAGGACUCGCUGGAGAGGCAGCGCUCUGAGUUGGAGGACCGUCAUCAGGCUGACAUCGCAUCCUACCAGGAAGCUAUCCAGCAGCUGGACGCCGAGCUGAGGAACACCAAGUGGGAGAUGGCAGCCCAGCUCCGAGAGUACCAGGACCUGCUUAAUGUCAAGAUGGCCCUGGAUAUUGAGAUUGCCGCUUACAGAAAACUCCUGGAGGGCGAGGAGUGUCGCAUUGGCUUUGGCCCGAGUCCUUUCGCCCUUCCAGAAGGACUCCCCAAAAUCCCCUCCAUGCCCACUCACAUAAAGGUCAAAAGUGAAGAGAAGAUCAAGGUAGUAGAAAAGUCAGAGAAGGAAACUGUGAUAUUGGAGGAACAGACAGAGGAGAUCCAAGUGACUGAAGAAGUGACUGAAGAAGAGGUGAAAGAGGCCAAAGAGGAAGAAGCGGGAGAAGAAGAAGCAAAGUCUCCCCCAGCAGAAGAGGCUGCAUCUCCAGAGAAGGAAGAGGCCAAGUCCCCAGAAAAGGCUAAGUCCCCCGUGAAAGAAGAAGCAAAAUCGCCAGCUGAGGCCAAGUCCCCCGAGAAGGAAGAAGCCAAGUCUCCAGCUGAAGUGAAGUCCCCAGAGAAGGCCAAGUCCCCAGUGAAGGCAGAAGCCAAGUCCCCUGAGAAGGCCAAGUCCCCAGUGAAGGAAGAAGCCAAGUCCCCUGAGAAGGUCAAGUCCCCAGUGAAGGAAGAAGCAAAAUCACCAACUGAGGUAAAAUCUCCUGAGAAGGCAAAGUCCCCAGCAGAAGUUAAGUCCCCUGAGAAGGCCAAGUCCCCAGUGAAGGAAGAGGCCAAGUCUCCAGAGAAGGCCAAGUCCCCCGAGAAGGCCAAGUCCCCAGUGAAGGAAGAGGCCAAGUCCCCUGAGAAGGCCAAGUCCCCCGAGAAGGCCAAGUCCCCAGUGAAGGAAGAGGCCAAGUCCCCGGAAAAGGCCAAGUCCCCAGUGAAAGAAGAGGCCAAGUCCCCUGAGAAGGUCAAGUCCCCAGUGAAGGAAGAGGCCAAGUCCCCCGAGAAGGCCAAGUCCCCAGUGAAGGAAGAGGCUAAGUCCCCUGAAAAGGCCAAGUCCCCGGUGAAGGAAGAGGCCAAGUCCCCCGAGAAGGCCAAGUCCCCUGAGAAGGCCAAGUCCCCAGUGAAGGAAGAGGCCAAGUCCCCUGAGAAGGCCAAGUCCCCCGAGAAGGCCAAGUCCCCAGUGAAGGAAGAGGCCAAAUCCCCUGAGAAGGCCAAGUCCCCAGUGAAGGAAGAGGCCAAGUCCCCAGAGAAGGCCAAGUCCCCAGUGAAAGAAGAGGCCAAGUCCCCUGAGAAGGCCAAGUCCCCUGAGAAGGCCAAGUCCCCCGAGAAGGCCAAGUCCCCAGUGAAGGAGGAGGCCAAGUCCCCUGAGAAGGCCAAGUCCCCUGAGAAGGCCAAGUCUCCCACGAAGGAAGAAGCAAAGUCCCCUGAGCAGACCAAAAGCCCUGUCAAAGAGGAGGUCAAGUCCCCAGAGAAGGUCAAAUCUCCUGUGAAGGAGGAGGCAAAGGCUCCAGAGAAGGAGGUCCCAAAGAAGGAAGAGGCAAAGUCCCCCAAGAAGGAGGAAGAGAAACCCCAGGAGGUGAAAGUCAAAGAGCCCCCAAAGAAGGUAGAGGAAGAGAAAGCUCCAGCCACACCAAAAACUGAGGAGAAGAAGGAUAGCAAGAAAGAUGAGGUGCCCAAGAAGGAGGCUCCAAAGCCUGAGGUCCAGGAGAAGAAGGAACCUGCUGUGGAGAAGCCCAAAGAAUCCAAAGCUGAAGCCAAGAAGGAAGAGGCUGGAGACAAAAAAGCAGUGACCCCAGAGAAGGAGGCUCCUGCCAAAGUGAAGGAAGAGGCCAAACCCAAAGAGAAGAGUGAUGUGGCCAAGAAGGAGCCGGAAAAGCCAAAGAAGGAAGAGACGCCAGCAGCACCUGAGAAAAAAGAUGCCAAGGAGAAGGCCACAGAGGCCAAGAAGCCUGAGGAGAAGCCCAAAACGGAGGCCCAAGCCAAGGAAGAGCCCAGCAAAGCCAAGACGGAAAAGGCUGAGAAAUCCUCCAGCACAGAGCAGAAAGAAAGCAAGCCUCCAGAGAAGGCCACAGAGGAGAAGGCUUCCAAGGGGGAGAAGUAAGGCAAGGAGAAAGAAACAUCCAGAGCAGCCAAAGAAACGUAGGAGGGUCUGGGAGCUCAAGGGUCGGUAUAACAAAUUUUCAUGUUUUCUCUCUUUCCUUUAUGUAAGAAGAAACUCUACUUAGAUGACGGGGCCCUCUUUCACCAAACAGGAAUUUUUGUUAGCAAUAUAUUAGCAAGAGGGCACCCCCAAUCCCCGACCCCACAUCCAAACCCUCCCCAGGCGGUGGACAAUUAUGUUAUGAUAGCUUAUGUAGCUGAAUGUGAUAUAUGCCGAAUGCCAUAUGUAAACACUUGACUGUAAAAACUGCCCCCCUCCUUUCCAAAUAAGUGCAUUUACUUCCUGUAUGCAACUGACAGGUGACUGCAAUAAUGAAUGAGCAGUUAGAAACACAUUAUGCUUGAGAUGUCUUAACCUAUUCCUGAAUGCCUUCUGUUUUCCAAAGGAGUGGUCGAGCCCUAGCCCAGAGCUCUCUAUCCUGGCAGAGCUGGAGCAGGUGGGGCUGGGCAUGGCCACUGAAUCAUGCCAGGGCGCACUUUUCCACUGGAGUCCACUUUCAAUUGCUUCUCUGCAAUAAAACCAAGUGCUUAUAAAAUGAAAAUGUUGCUGUGUUAUUUAUU
Messenger RNA from Diceros bicornis minor, 3786 nucleotides. It is a transcript of the gene NEFH, whose product is annotated as neurofilament heavy chain. NCBI's taxonomy places the organism in Eukaryota, Metazoa, Chordata, Mammalia, Perissodactyla, Rhinocerotidae. Gene Ontology annotation, cellular component: neurofilament; axon; nucleosome. The transcript has 4 exons. Gene Ontology annotation, biological process: nucleosome assembly; axon development. Bases 29 to 3166 code for a protein of 1045 amino acids. The record is from RefSeq and is a predicted model, not a curated record. Gene Ontology annotation, molecular function: structural constituent of postsynaptic intermediate filament cytoskeleton; DNA binding; structural constituent of chromatin.